AUGGACGCCAGAAAUGAAAAAGACGCCAGGUCUGCAAAAGACGCCAGGUCUGACAUAGACAUCGGCACCAAAGGCACCAGAGACACCCAGCACCGCGAGGAAAUGCGCCGGCGCUUUCAUGCGCACAAGUUCUGGCCCGUUGUGCGCCGGCGCUUCUACUACCUCUCGGAGCCAGAGCUCUUCAAGGCCAUGGUCAAGGGCAAGGGCAAUCUCCGGGACAUCAGCCAGUGGCUAGCCGAGAACAUUCCGUUGAACGAGCGCUUGUUGCAGUACGACGCCGCCCAACAGGCGCAGCUGGCCCGGGACGACCGCCGUUCGGAGGCCGGCACACAUAACCAGGGAGCACAUAACCCGGGCGCACAUAACCCGGGCGCACAUAACCCGGGCGCACAUAGCCAGACGCCCCGUGGCCCCGCCGGCGGGCUCUCUGACGAGGACGCGUCGCCCGUCAAGGCGCCCGGCAAGGCGCGCCAGAAGCGCAGCGCCCCCGCCGCCGAGCCUGCCGCCGUGGCGCCCGACACCAAGGUGCACCUCCUGAAGCCCAAGGUGUCGAUCUUGGAGAAGUACCGCGCACGGCAGCAGCCCAAAAUCGACCACUUGCUCCUGCGCUCCGCCGCCUGCGAGGACCCCAAGCGGCGCCGGCUCAUGCGGGCCGACCGCGUGGCGCCGCUCGUGAUCUCGGAGCCGGGCGCCGGCUCGGCGCUGCUCCUGCCCGCCGCGAGACUCGCGCAGAAGUUCGCGUGCCGCGACGACGAGGUCCCCAAGCUCAAGCAGCUGCGCGCGGGCGACGCCGUGGCCGUGGACGAGUUGGACGCGCUCGAGGAGAAGAUCCGGGCCAACCGCAAGAAGGGCCAGGCCAUCCGCGUGGACAGCGACGCGGACCUCGAGGAGGAGGUGUUCAGCGACGACAUGUCCGAGGAGGACAUGGACCACUACGCCGCGGGGCUCACGUCCAUCGACGCGCAGAUCCUCGAGUUCCUCAACCAGGCGCCCGUGGACGACCUCGCGGAGAUCUGCAACGUGCCGCCGCAGACCGCGGAGUCCAUCGUGGCGAAGCGCCCGUUCCGCUCCAUCUACGAGGUGUCCGAGGACAAGUUCGAGGAGGACACGCCCGGCCCGGAGUCCAAGCGCAAGUAUCAGCGCAAGCCGCUCGGCUUGAAGAUCGUCGAGCGCACCGAGUUCAGCUUGAAAGGCUACCGCGCCGUGGACUCGUUGGUGAAGCAGUGCUCCGAGUACGGCAAGUUGAUCUCCCGCCAGAUGGCCCGCUGGGGCGUGAAGGUGACAGGCGAGGGCGAGUUGGACAUGGUCGACGUCAAUUUCGGCUGCACGGCCGAGGGCUCUGCGAACGGCGACACUCUCGCCACCGCCGACCACGACCACAGCCACGACCACGACGACGAAGACGACGACUUGUCCGCCACCACCAAGCGCGGCCUCCCCUAUGUGAAGCACAAGCCCACGCUUCUUGCGCCGGACAUCGAGUUGAAGACGUACCAGCAAGUGGGAAUCAACUGGUUACACUUGCUCUACCACAACAAGCUCUCGUGCAUUCUCGCAGACGAGAUGGGGCUUGGCAAAACCUGCCAGGUCAUCUCAUUCAUGGCGUACCUCAAGUCCACCACCGACAAGCCGCGCCCGCACUUGGUCGUGGUGCCGUCAUCCACGCUCGAGAACUGGUUGCGUGAGUUCCAGAAGUUCUGCCCAGAAAUGGUCGUGCAGGCGUACUACGGCCUGCAAGCCGAGCGGGAAGACUUGCGUUACGAGUUGGUCGACACCGAGUUCGACGUGCUUGUCACCACCUACAACUUGGCCACGGGCGGUGCCUCGGACUUCAAGUUCUUGCGCAGCCAGAACUUCGAUAUGAUCGUCUACGAUGAAGGCCACAUGUUGAAGAAUUCCAACAGCGAGAGAUACAACAAGCUCAUGAGGCUCAAGGCGGGCUUUCGCUUGUUGUUGACGGGAACGCCGCUCCAAAACAACUUGAAGGAGUUGGUCUCCCUCUUGGCGUUUAUGCUUCCUGGGCUAUUUGUCGAGAAGCGCGAGGACUUGCAGGGACUCUUCAACAAGACUGCCAUGCUCAACAGUUCCAAGGACUACAAUCCGCUCUUGUCCCAGCAGGCUAUCAACAAGGCCAAGACCAUGAUGACGCCGUUUGUCUUGAGAAGAAAAAAGGCACAGGUGCUCAAGUAUCUCCCCGAGAAGAGUCACCAGGUGGCCAAAUGUGACAUGACACCCACACAGAGAGACAUUUACGAUGAAUAUAUCAGACAGGGUAAGCAGACUAAGUUGGAGAGGGAGAGAAGGAAAACAUUGACUGGCAAGGCGGCAGAGGAAGCCAAGGCGGCGCCUGUGCAGUCGUCGUCAAACGUGAUGAUGUCCUUGAGGAAAGCUUCCAUGCACCCGCUCUUGUUCCGCCGAAUCUACACAGACGAGAAAUUACACGAAAUGAGCAAGAGGAUCAUGGGUGAGCCCCAAUAUGUCGAUGCCAAUCGGGAGUACAUUGUGGAAGAUAUGCUGGUCAUGAGCGACUAUGAGUUGAAUAGUUUGUGUGAGAAGUUUCCCAAGUCACUAGGCUCGUUUGUGUUGGAGGAGCUGAAAUGGCUUGAUAGCGGGAAGGUGACCAAGUUGUUGGAAAUCAUUCGCUCCGUCAUCGGGCGCAAAGAGAAGGUUUUAGUAUUCUCGCUUUUCACGCAGAUGCUCGAUGUGCUCGAAAAAAUCUUGAGUUUUGCCAAUAUCACGUUCGUUAGAUUGGACGGACAGACAACUGUCGAUACGAGACAGGACAUCAUUGACCGCUUUUACGAAGACGAGUCUAUUCCUGUGUUUUUACUUUCAACAAAGGCAGGCGGAUUCGGAAUCAAUUUGGUGGCAGCAAACAACGUUGUGAUCUUCGACCAAUCUUUCAAUCCACACGACGACAAGCAGGCCGAGGAUAGAGCACACAGAGUUGGUCAAACACAACAAGUGUUGGUGACGAAACUCAUCUCCGAGAACACAAUAGACGAAAACAUCUUGAUGCUUGCCGAAAACAAAUUGCAGCUCGACCAUACGAUCAGCAAUGAGCCGAACGAUACCAAAUUCGAGGAAAAGGCCGCUUCUAUGUUCGAGAAGCUUUUGUUUGACAAGUAG
Molecule: messenger RNA, 3129 nt
Organism: Metschnikowia bicuspidata var. bicuspidata NRRL YB-4993
Lineage: Eukaryota; Fungi; Ascomycota; Pichiomycetes; Serinales; Metschnikowiaceae
Product: DNA-dependent ATPase
Exons: 1
Coding region: 1-3129 (1042 amino acids)
Cellular component (GO): nucleus
Molecular function (GO): ATP-dependent chromatin remodeler activity; chromatin binding; DNA binding
Source: RefSeq, a predicted model, not a curated record